AUGGGAUACAAAAUCAAAGCUUUCGCUACAACUGACCAACCUGGCAAAUUCAAGGAAACCAGCUAUGAUGUGCCCAGUUUGGGGGAAAACGAAGUUUAUAUCAAAAUGAUCGCGUGCGGCAUCUGCCACACUGAUUGCUUGUAUAUGGAACAACCCGACAGCAUUUUGGGUCACGAACCCGUUGGUGAAAUUACUGAAGUAGGCUCCAACGUUACCAAACUAAAAAAGGGAGACAUUGUUGGGUUCUCCUAUCUGCAAAGCGCGUGUCUUGAUUGUGAGCAAUGUGAUUCAGGCAACGAUAUUAUGUGUCCUAAGCGUGUCAUGUUUCCCGAACGCAACAACAACGCAUUUGCCGAGGGGGCGGUUCGAGAUGCCAAGUUCGUUUACAAGAUUCCAAAGGAGCUGAAGCCGGAACAUGCCGCUCCUUUGAUGUGUGCUGGAUUGACCGUGUUUACGGCCAUUUACAACUCCAAGAUCAAGCCAACGGACCGUGUUGCUGUUGUUGGUAUUGGCGGUCUCGGUCAUCUUGCCAUUCAAUUUGCUCGCGCUUGGGGAUGCCAUGUCACAGCAAUUUCUCACAGUGCCGACAAGAAAGACGAGUGCAUGAAAUUUGGCGCUCACGAUUAUCUGUGUUCCAAAGAUUUUAACGAUGAUUACAUCAACAAGUGCGAAAAGUUCGAUUACAUUCUGAAUACUGUCAGUGCCAACCUUCCGUGGGAUGACUAUAUGCAUCUUUUGAAACCGAACGGCACUUUUUGUUUGAUUGGCAUUCCGAGUGGUUCGGUUGAGAUCAAGGAUGUGUUCACUUUGCUCAACCAACAGAGAGGUGUGCGAGGCUGUGUGUUGGGUGGACGUCACGUCAUUACCAAGAUGCUCGACUUUGCUGCUCAACACAAUAUUAAGCCACAGAUUGAGGAAUAUGGCUUUAAUCUGGAAGGAUUGGAAAAGGGCAUUGACCGAUGUAAAACAAGCAAAGCACGCUACCGAGCCGUGCUGGUGGCUGGAAAAUAA
Messenger RNA from Radiomyces spectabilis, 1011 nucleotides. Its product is annotated as chaperonin 10-like protein. Gene Ontology annotation, molecular function: alcohol dehydrogenase (NADP+) activity; zinc ion binding. Lineage: Eukaryota; Fungi; Mucoromycota; Mucoromycetes; Mucorales; Radiomycetaceae. Gene Ontology annotation, biological process: alcohol metabolic process. Bases 1 to 1011 code for a protein of 336 amino acids. The transcript has 5 exons. The record is from RefSeq and is a predicted model, not a curated record.